Molecule: messenger RNA, 606 nt
Organism: Verticillium alfalfae VaMs.102
Lineage: Eukaryota; Fungi; Ascomycota; Sordariomycetes; Glomerellales; Plectosphaerellaceae
Exons: 1
Coding region: 1-606 (201 amino acids)
Source: RefSeq, a predicted model, not a curated record
AUGACGGCGUUUUACAAGGGCUUGCUGAACCGCGGCGAGGAGAGGCACCAGGACAUGAUGAAGGCUGCCGAGGAACAGGCCAAGAAUGCGCCUGCGGAGCGCGAAAAGAAGGAGGAGAAGGGGCAGCAGCAGCAGCAGCAGCAGCAGCAGCAGGACGAGGAGCAGCCUGACAAGGAAGCGACGGACGCCAACAGGGCGAGCGAGAUCAACAAGAAGGGUGGCAAGAUUGCCAUCAACGAAGACGGCCAGGUCGUCGACAAGCGCGAGCUACUACGGGGCGGCCUCAACGUCGGCGCCAAGAAGGAGGCACAGGUCAGGAGGGAGGCCAGCCGGCCAAAGGAUGACGGGCGCGACCGGGGUUCGGGCUCGGGCUUUGUCGGUGCUGGCGGCAAAGGCGCCAUGCGCGAGCGGCAGACGCGCAUGCUCGAGCAGCAGCUCGCCGAGUCGCUCAAGCGGUCACGCGAGGAGGAGGAACAGGAGCGCGAGAAGAUUGAGACGUCGGCCAAAUCGAGGAAGACGGAAGGCGAGAUCUCGAGCGCCAAGGAGAGAUACCUGGCGAGAAAGCGCGAGGCGGAAGAGGCAAAGAAGAAAAAGACGGCUGAGUAG